AUGAGUAAAAAGGAGGCAAAUAAGAAAGGUCAUCCCCCUUCGGAGGUUGGGUCCAGCAGUAAGGCUCCAAGUCAUCCAAGGGGACCAGCUAUAUCUCGAGCUGAGGUAGACAAUGUUAGUAAACAGAUAGCUUUGUUGGGAAAGCAAAUUGAUGAGCUCAAGAAGCGGGGGGAAAUAGUGGCACACAAUCGCAACUCCCCUUUCUGUAACAAGAUACUUAUCGAAACGGUUAAUCCGAGUUUUAGGAUGCCAGAUCUUCCAAGAUACGAUGGAACACGGGAUCCGCAAGAGCAUCUAGCCGCCUUUGAUAUGGUAAUGAAUCUAUAUGGGCAGUUAAGUUCCAUAGUUGCUAAAUUGUAUGUUACCACGUUGACAGGGAAAGCUCAAGAGUGGUUCACGAAUUUGCCCUCGGGUAGCAUAGAGUCGCACGAGCAAUUGGUACAAAAAUUCGCAUUCCACUUUGCGAGGAAGAGAAAGCAAAAAAGAUCGGCCACACAUUUAUUCACCAUUCGGCAAGGGGAGAAUGAAAGUUUGAAAAGCUUCAUGGGGCAUUUCAAUAACGAAACGUUAGAGGUGCAGGAUCUCAGGAUAGAUAUGAUGACUAGUAUCCUUAUCCACGGGCUGAAAAAAGGAGUUUUUGCAUCUGCUUUAGCAAGGGACCCGCCAAUGGAUACAGAGCAGUUGAUGGCAUUGGCGCAGAAAUACAUUGAUGAAGAGGAGAUGAAUGCAAUGAAGGAUGAGGAAUGGAGGGUUACAUCAGAGCAGGCAAGAGAUGGAGGAUUUGGUAGAGAUCGAGAUGUGCGACCUAAAAGGGAGAAAGAAAAGGAACCACCUUACCAGUCGAAAUACAGUAAGUACACCCCUUUAAAUAUGACUAGGGCCAAAGCUCUCAUGUUGGUGGAAAAAGAUAAUGUAUUGAUAUGGCCGAAGCAUACAAGGAUCACUCCAGCUAAAAGGUAUUCGAACAAAUACUGUCGGUUCCACAGAGAGAAAGGACACGAUACAGAGGAGUGCUACCAGUUGAAAGAUGAAAUAGAGCGGUUGGUUCGACAAGGGUAUUUCAGGAGACAGAGUUUUCAUAAUUUUGAAGAAAAAAGACGUGAUCGAAGAGGUAGGUCGAGAAGCAGGGAUCGCAGGUCCAAUUGGGCAACUGAACGAGAGAACCAGAAAGUAGGAGAAAAUGCGCCUGUGAAAGGCAUCAUCCAUACUAUAGCAGGGGGAUCGGAGGGAUGGUCGAGAAGAGCUAGGAGGAGAUUCGAAAGAGAGAGUAGAUUGGAGCGACGCAAGCAAGUGGUAAAUAUGACGGGCAACCCCGAGAUCGUGUUCGGAGAUCGAGAUGCAGGUGCAAGGAUCGUAACAGAUAAUGAUCCGAUGGUGAUAAGGAUGGAUAUAGCAAAUUUCACGGUCCAUAAGGUUUUGAUAGAUAAUGGGAGUUCAGCAGAUAUAAUUUCAAAGAAGUGUUGA
Messenger RNA from Sesamum indicum (sesame), 1464 nucleotides. RefSeq lists its product as uncharacterized. The record is from RefSeq and is a predicted model, not a curated record. Lineage: Eukaryota; Viridiplantae; Streptophyta; Magnoliopsida; Lamiales; Pedaliaceae.